Aphanomyces astaci is the source of this 1208-nucleotide messenger RNA. RefSeq lists its product as hypothetical. NCBI's taxonomy places the organism in Eukaryota, Oomycota, Saprolegniomycetes, Saprolegniales, Verrucalvaceae. The record is from RefSeq and is a predicted model, not a curated record. The coding region runs from base 1 to 1161 and encodes 386 amino acids. The transcript is spliced from 4 exons.
AUGGUUGCUAGCCCGACCACGAACGUCGCCGACGACAAGAGGCGCUUUGAAUGCCUUCGAAAGCGGCGAUAUCGCGCAGCCAAGCGAUCCGAGCUGAAGAUGCUUGAGGAAGAAGUUGGCGACUUGAUGGCGAGGCUGCGGUUCAUGCAGGCCAAGUACUACUCAACAGCUUUGGCGCCGCCGCAGUCCGCCCCCCGCCUGCGGCAUCGACUUCUGCACCACCCUCCGCACCCAGUCAAUGGUCCUUUGUCUUUAUCGUCGAAUCUUGACGUUGCCAAAGCCGUUCACAGACACACCGCUGUACUUCGAGCUCAAGUGGUAGCCCAUCGUAACCUCGUCCGGACCAUGGCAAUGUGGGUGGCCAGUCCACCGCCGCAUUUGCCUCAUUGCUUGUCCAUCGCCUCGCGGAUCCAUGUGGCCUCUCUCACAUCUGACCAACACGAACGAACUUAUGCGCUUGAAUGGCUCAGCGAACGAGUGUUCCACUCGGCGAUGGCGGCCAUGCCACAACAUCCAUUCGCGACGAACAUUGCCGAUUCGUGGAAGCUACACGUCCAUCGUCGCCACGACGAUACCGACGACGACACGACGAUCGAGGCGUUGGAAAGCCAUUGCCAGUUCACCGUGUUUGCUGCAUUGGAUGACGUCGCGAAAGCGAGGUGGCCCACGUCACGCUCCAACAGCCUCUAUUGUCAUCAGGUGGUCGCGUCUGUGCAUGAACGCUUGGUGUACUUUACACAUUAUAACUACCGCCUCGGGACAACGUCGCUGACCAUCAGCGGUCGAUUUCAACAUGGAUCUCGUGUCGUGGUGGCCCACAUGCUGGUCGCGCACGACGAGUGCUUGCCGUUGGCGCCAGGAGACUUGCGGCCGUACGGGUUUGGCUGGACCGUGUACGAGCCCGUGUCGCACGGAAUCACGUUGGUGAGGUACUCGAUGCUGCAGUGCACCCCCCUCACCUCCCAAAGCACGGUCAUGACACUAAACGAGAUCGGUCGGCUCUUUGGCUUACCGUCCAGGGGGGCCGAGUCUGCAGACGCGUACGUGGACGCGAUCGCCGCCGCCGCGGAAGAAAAUUUGGUCCGUACGCACAUGCCGGCCAUUCGCGGGUUUUGCCUCGACCUGGAGAAGUCUGACGUGGAUGAGAAUAGUGGGGCUUGAUGUGAACAGCGCUAGCCAACUACUGCAUUUCAAAAAGGCUGGCUCUU